UUUGCCUGGAGUGUAGAGAUAUCAUGGCUCCCAAACAAUUGAAUGGCAGGUGCUCAGUGUUCGGAUGUCAAAGUGACAAACUAAGUAGGCCUACAUUUGCAGCUCCUUCAUCCGAGUCUCUGAGGAACCAGUUGGUUCAUUUUGUUUUCGCUGGAAAUGCGCCGAUACGAAUUCCGAAAUGUGUGUUUGUGUGCGCCAAACAUUUCACCGACGACUGCUUCAUCAACUUGGGACAAUACAAAGCUGGAUUUGCUGAACUUCUGAAAAUGAAGCCUGGAUCAGUACCAACUCUCCUUGCCUCAGCUACAAACCGCGGACAAGCCAGCACAUCGACUGUUUUCAUUCAGCUGCCUCUCUCAAGGGAUGUUGCAUGCCAGACGGACCAUUUGAAAACGCGUACUGAAGGCACACAGCUAUCCUUUAGGACUUUGCAGACCCACAUUAAAAGUGAAGGUGUCCAGGCAACUGUGUUCUGCAAGGAUUUCGGUGUUGGCACAUCGAAUGCAGACCCUUUGUGCCUGUCAUCGACACCAAUAAGAAGACCAUCCAAAAGACCUCGGGUAGACCUUGAGGAAGAGCUGGAGGACAAUCCAUUGGAGGUCAGCUCUUUAUUGGAAGCUUCUAAUGGACCGGAUUCCACUUAUGAUCCUUCUGACUCCAUCACAGCAUUGUUAGACUCUACACUAAAGUCAGAAGAUUCAUCCACUGCAACACCCAACGGCAAGAAAUACAUGGUGUACUAGAGCUGCAUCAUGGAAUUGUUUAAUGCAUGUCCAGUCUGCACGAGGGCAUGUGAAGUUACAACCCAAAGGCUGGGGACAUUCCUGUCUGUGAAGCAGCAGUGCCCCCAUUGCACAUUCGGAAGACGCUGGAAUAGCCAGCCUAUCCUUGGGAGCACGCCAGCUGGAAAUCUGCACCUUUCUGCCGCUGUGUACCUGAGUGGUGCAUCUUUCCUAAAAAUCGAAAAGGUCUUCAAGGCAAUGAAGCUACAGUUGUUUCGGUAUGAAACAUUUCGCCGCCAUGCCAAAAGUUUCAUUGAACCAGCAGUUAUUCACCAAGGGAAAGUCCUAAAUGAUUUGAAUCUGCAGCGGCUAAGUCAAGAGGAAAUGGUGAUACUUGGUGGUGACAUGAGAGCUGACUCUCCAGGUCACUCUGCAAAGUAUGGGAGUUACACAAUGAUGGAUCUCCAUACUAAGACCAUUGUGGACAUUCAGUUGGUCCAGAGCAACGAAGUUGGUGGUAGCACCCAUAUGGAGAAGGAGGGACUGAAGAGGAGUCUAGCCUUACUGGAGUCGCGUGGCGUCCACCUUGACUGCAUUGUCACUGAUCGUCAUCCUCAAGUACAGAAGUUCCUCAGGGAGAGAAACAUGACCCAUUACUACGAUGUCUGGCACUUUGCAAAAGGUAUUUCAAAGAAGCUGUUGGCAAUCAGUAAGCAGAAAGACGGUGAGAAACUCAAGAAGUGGAUGAAGAGCAUCAACAACCACAUAUACUGGACUGCAGCAGGCUCAACCUCCGGGCCAGAGAGAAUCGCAAAGUGGACCUCGAUCCUGAACCAUGUUCGAGAUGUCCAUGUACAUGAAGAUCCUCUUUACCCCAAGUGCGAGCAUGCGAUCCGCCAGACAAGUGACCGGAGUAAAUGGCUUCAAGCAGCAACUCCAACUUUCUCCAAGUUGGAGAAGUUGCUGACCAAUAAAAGGGCGCUGAAGGAUGUUGCAAAACUGAGCCCCCACCACCAAACUUCAUCUUUGGAGGCUUUCCAUGCGGUUAUUCUUCGUUUUGCCCCCAAAAAUGUUGUCUUUCCCUUUAUUGGAAUGCUGUGCAGACUCUACCUGGCUGCUAUGCAUUCAAAUCACAAUGUGGACAGACCACAGGCCGAAACAAAGGAAGGAGUACCGAUUUAUAAAAUGUCCUUUGCAAAGGCUAGGAAGGGAGAGUGCAGAGCUAAACCACAAAAAACACAGCAGACCUUUGGUUACGUUGAUGAAAUCAUGGAUGUAAUUUUUGAGGAAGUCUUUCCCAACCCUACGCCUUACACCGAGGCCCUGUUGGAGAUCCCUGUUCCAGAGCCCCUAACGGCACAGUAUGAGAAGCCUGACAAGGAGGCGGUCAUCAGCAGCCUUGUGUCAAGGUUCAAACGGGGGGAUGUUUAAAACCAACAUAGUGGCCUUCCUCAGCAGGAAACUCGGAGCGGAUACGCAGGACCACACAAGCUGGAAUGACAACCCGGAUACGGCGUCCCAGGUGGCCCCAGCACCAGCUCACAAAGGAACGAUAGGAGAGAUACCUGUAGCGACUGAACAAUUGAUUCAGAGAAUAAGUCUUGCAGAUUUAUCAUUGCUUUGUUAUGAAAAUAAAUAUUACUAUGCUCCUAUGGCUGGUUUGUUCUGUAACUAUUCAAGUAG
Molecule: messenger RNA, 2405 nt
Organism: Gadus chalcogrammus (walleye pollock)
Lineage: Eukaryota; Metazoa; Chordata; Actinopteri; Gadiformes; Gadidae
Exons: 11
Coding region: 753-2153 (466 amino acids)
Source: RefSeq, a predicted model, not a curated record